Messenger RNA from Paramuricea clavata, 11643 nucleotides. NCBI's taxonomy places the organism in Eukaryota, Metazoa, Cnidaria, Anthozoa, Malacalcyonacea, Plexauridae. The record is from the annotation of a GenBank genome assembly.
UGCAAGACAGCUAGAGCCAAGAACGACGCUCUUUUACAAAUCUAAGAUUAGGCAAGAAUUAUAUCGGAGAAAAAUGUCGCAAGGUCAUUUGAGGUAGGGGGUCAAUCAUUUUACGAUGAAAAAUUUUUAUAUGUAAAGGUUGAUUGAAAUAUGGAAAUAUUUGAUGGAUUGUACUUGUAUUAUAAAUAUUCUGAAGUGCAAGCGUACUUGUAUGGGAUAUCGUAAAAUUCUUGUAAUCGCAUGUAGAAUUUAAGUUAGUUGAUCGUUCGGUGCAUUCUGGCAAAGCAGAACACCUCUUGAACAAAACUUUUUAAAUUCUGAACAAUAUUUCAGUGGAACAUAUAUAAUUUCAUAAUUCAAAAUUUAAUAUAAUUUUGUAAUAAUCACCGGUCUAAAAUUAAUUUAAGUUAGAUUAUUUCUGUUUAAACUUUCCUCCCUUGAGAUCCAGUAUAAACCUCACCGAUUAAUAUAUAUAGAGAUAGAGAAAACGCCACUAUAGCUAUUUUAUUGGGUUACCAUUACUGCAGAAGCAUAAUUUAGAGUAAACUAAGUAAUAAUUCCACGUUCAGCAAUAAUGCUGCUGAGCAUUUUAGUCAAAAACCUACAAGCAUGCCACUGACUCUACGAUGGAAUAUCUAAAUACUCUUGGUCAUUUUCUGCAGGAAACAUAUGAAGCAUUAAGUAAAAUAAGCGUCACAAAUUUCAAUUAUAUCAAGAGUAGUUAUUGUGACGCCAAUUGCUUGGUUACGAAUGUAUAAAAAAAAACAAAGAGAACAUUAACUCGAACACUUUACAGGCAGGCAGCAGGUACAGGCAGGUUGAAAAGGCAAUGAAACCAUUUUGAACCUCAACUGAAUGCGAAAAUUAUAGGAAAAGGAAGAAAAACGCAGUAAAACUUUAUUAUAUCUAUACGUUGUAUUUGGACAUCACGAAUUUCAAAUAGGUCACGUCUGCUGGCGACAGCUGUUUCCUAGUCACGUUUUUUACGAAGUUGUUAUUAGGGACCUUAAGGCCCAUACAGACGGGACUUGAUUUGCAAUGUUUUUUAAAUAUUCGGAACCACCUAAGCAAUUUUAGCUAUUUGGUCUGCAUAUCUUGUAAAAUUUUUAUCCGUUGACGGUUUUAUUUGUUUUUGAAAACUGAAAAUUCGCGUCGCGUUGCCGAAUCGCGUCUAGCCUGCGAACAGGCUCUCAAGCUGAAUUGAGAGCCUGCAUCGAUGACUAAUGAAUUUGAAUAUCUGCGUCUCAAAUCGUGACGCGAAAUUCUCAUUGGUCAGAUCCUAUAAUUUAUACGUUUCCGCUGAGCUCUAUAUAUGUCAACUUAAGCACUAUGCAUAAAAAACACAUUAACUGAUCAAAUUGGUCUUGGCCAUCUUACCUCAAAGCACAAAAUGUGCUGUUUUGAGAAAACAGUAUUUAAAACGUUUGAACUUUUGCUUGAAUAUCUUAUAUUUCGAAAAACAGUAUAAACUGUACGGUCUAAAUUUAGUUUCCACGGUCUAAAUUUAGUUUGCACGAAAGUUGUAAACAACACCAUAUAAGGACAGACAUUCCAUAUUUGGAAAAACGAACGUUACGGGGCAGAUAUUCAAAUUCAUUAGUCAUCGAUGAAGGCUCUCAAUUCAGCUUGAGAGCCUGUUCGCAGGCUAAAUCGCGUCCGGCUGUGUGGGCCUUUAAGGCCGGUUUUCCACUUCAACCGUAUCGUAAAGUACCGUAGCAUUUUCUUUUGUGUCGAAGUCAUUAGUUCCACCCUAGUGGUCAGGAAACAAAGAAAUACGCUUCGCUACGAUACGGUUGAAGUGGAAAACCGGCUUAAGCAUGUACGACGGCAACGCGACGACGACAGUCAAAACAAACUCUUCAAAUAAAUUAUUGCGAGGAAGAGUUGUUGUGUAUUAUCCACUGCAUAUAUACAUGAAUUGAGUUCAGUUUGAAAAGAUUAAAACAAAGGCUUUAUGGUUAAAAACGCUUCUGCUGAGCAAUUUUGUAGUUUCACUUAUCGCGUCUUGACAUGCAUGUUUGCGUUGUACACAAGACGUGAAAAUCUCUGUUUUGCGGUCGUUGUAAAAAUCCCUAACUCAACGUCUCGAACUCCCGUGGGCUUUUAAUUAUUCAUUUCUUUUGUACGAGAUCAGAAAUAUCAUUAUGUGAAUAGCCGUCGUCGCCGCGUUGCCGCCCUGUUUGCUUAAAGGUCCCUAUUGUGGGUUCGGUCACGAAAAGAAACGGCCUUUGGCCACAGAAUAGAGACCUUACAGAAAGCCGACUUCCUGGUUUUUGUUUAUGAGUUUCUUAUUCGUUGGUGAGCAGAUCUCCCAACAGGCUAUUGCCCAAUUGAUAUAGGGGAUCAGAGGUACCUGCGAUUUUAACGUCCUUAUGUCCGAGAAGACCCGAAAGUCUAACAAUUUACUGAUGUCAAUGUAAAGCCUGCAUGCCGCACACGAGACUAGAAGCUUGCUGGGCGAACCGGUGGCGGCUAGCUCUGCUAUAUAUGCAUUUUGACGGCACACGUUGGGAAAACUAUACUUAACAACAACAUAAUUGACAUAAAAUCGUUUGAAUUUUCCUCUAUUUUGUUCAAAGUCAGAUGAAGAAACUAUGGUUUCUCAUUGGCUAAUUGAUUCAAGCAGCUCAGCACUAAGCCAACAACAUUUGAAUUUAUUAAUUGACAUUCCCUAAAAUGGGCUUUUCAAUGACAAUUUACAUGGAUUUUAGGAGGAAUUAUGAGUUAUCGACUACAACUAUCUUAUCAAAGUUAUUACGCAAACUAAAAUUAUACGUACUAUAUAUUAUGGUUUAUGAGUUUAAAAAGUUACAAAGAAGGACAUCGCUUCUCAAUAAUAAUUGUCUUAACUUUCGUCUUAAAAUUAUUCAAAACACUAAUUGAUUUCCGCUUUGUAUCUAGACCAUUCCAUAUCUUAGUCCCUCAGUAUUUGAACGAUCUUUGACCGAUCGAUGAUGUCCUAUAUUUUGGAAUAUCCAGGUCUCCAUUUCUUCUAGUAUCUUGGUUAUGAAUUCUGUUUCAUUGUUCAAAAUUAUCGCAUAAUACUGUGGAGCUUUGUCAUUCAUGCAUUUAAAUGUUAAUAACGCAUCUCUGUACAAUAGAUGUUCUUUGAUUGACAACCAUCCUAACGCGUUUAAUGUCGGUGAUAUAUGAUCAUACUUAGGCACCCCUGUAAUUAAUCGGGCGGCGCAAUUUUGGAUUAAUUGAAUCUUUUUUAUGUUGCCAUCUGACGUAUUUAUAGACCAUACUGUUGAACAAAGUUAAUUUCACUCAUGACUAAUGUAUUGAUGAUUGUAGCUAGUGUUGACUGAUCAAAGUUGUGUUUCACACGACCAAUCUGACGCAAUUUUGAGAUACACGAUAAGGACAAUGUCAAUGCUUGUAUAUGUUUGUCGUACGUUAGAUGGAAAUCCAAAAGCAUACCCAAAUCCUUACCUCUGUCACAGGUGUAAGAUUUUCUCUCAUAAAAUUAAUAUGGACGGGAGAUUCCAAUUGAUUCAUGUGUUGCCGUGUACCAACCAGCAACAUUUUGGUCUUUUCUGGGUUUACAGGAAAGCUGUUGUUACAACACCAUUCAAAAAUUCUGUGUAGAUCCUCUUCUAUAUGCAGUAACGAGUGUUCCAUAUGCGACAAUGAAAACGAUAAAAAUGUUUUCGAAUCGCCAACAUACGAUUCAAGACUACAACUUACUGUUGGGAACUGAAGACAAGCUAUCUGUGUAUAUAUUAAAUAAAAACGGCGAUAGAACAGAGCCUUGAGGAAUUCUGUACGACAAUGCAACAGGCGCCGAAGAGGUAGUUCCAAUUCUAACAUGCAUACUCCCAUCUGUCAGACAAGUAACUUUUAAACCACUUAUCCACUGCAGAAGAUACGCCUAGGUUUAGAAUUCUUUGAAGAAGCAUUGGCACUGCCAACUGUUCAAGUACUGUUGGCCAGAAUAAUUCGCUAAAUACUUACGAAAGCACAAGUAUUGUGUUUUAAAAAGCAAUGUUAAAUGUUUCAAAACUAAAAACUACUUGAAACUUCUGGGAAAUCAUAAAUAUAGAAAAUAUCUUGAUUCUAGCGCAUUGCCAACAACAAAAGACGACAGGUCACGCACACAGUUGACCAUUACGUUUAAUGUUUUACGCGUUGUACCUUGCAAGUUUGCUAAACAAAUGUGUGAUGAUGAAAGUUUAGUAAAAACCGGGAAUAUUCCGUAGUGACCAGGAAUAUUCCUGCUUUAUAUAUUUCUAUACUAUUAUCAAAAGUCUUAUUAUUUAAAUACUUUCCCAUAUAUUUUCCCGCAUCACGGUACUAUACUUUCGGUAUGCAUAAUUGAAAUCAACAUACUUGAGUCAUCAUUAAUUUUUGUCACUGGGCGCUUCUAGCUUUUAUAUCGAUGCUUGUUCUAAUAUUAUAUUAUUGCAAACGUAGUUCUGUCCCAUUAAUAUUAUCGAUUUAACGAUGUCUUCGCUAUGUUGUUUUAUCGGAGGAAAAGAAGAAUACUUUUGCUGCAGCGAGGAACUAAUUCGUCUGACAGAAUGUCAAAGUGACAUAAAACGUCACCUUCGAACUAACCAUCUUUCUUCUGAAACACUAACAAAAGUAGAGUUAAUCCUUUUAAGGGCAGGAAUAGUCAAUCUUCGCCAGGGACAAAUAGAUGCAAUGUGAAUCUGUACAAAGCACCGACUCACUCUUGGAAAGCAGUGGAGACCAGCUCGCCUAUCCUGUCACUACCAUAAACACAAUGGCAAGCGAACGGCCCUAAAAACGCGCGAUACGAUUGGAGUAGACAUGUGCAAAAAUAUACAACAGUUAAACCAAGUCCAUGUUUCUGUUGGAUCACGUAAGAACUUUCCAAAUUAAUCCUGUUCUUUAAAAGUUAUUUGCAAAUUUAAAAUUGGUAUAUUGCACUUGUACAGGAUUGUCGCGUAGGUCAUUCUAAUUAAAGUAAAAUUUCUUCCGUGCAAAAAUUUCUUGUACAUUUUUCAUUAGCAGGGAGGGUGAAAUAUUUUCUCCAGACCCUUCUAAGUGUCGGGUUGGGAACUGUUUGAAUUUCAGUUAACUUCAACUAAACCUUCAUUCGUCUAUUGAGCGAUAUGUGUUAAAUGCAUAUAAGCGAUGAAUAAGUAAGAGAAUGUGACUGCUCAUCCUCCUGAUUUUCAUAUUUAUGCUCCAUAAUACUGUACGUUGAAGUCGAUUCUAUAAAUGGUAAUAUAAUAAAAUUGCAACAAACAUAGUUCAUGGGCCGGUUGUUCAAAGCACAGAAUAAAGACAUACAGAAGUGUAACUUCCAUUACAAAACCGUAAGGCGCUUUUUACCGAAAUAGCUGGCGGCCAUGUUCUUAGCAAGUGCCCUAAAGAGAGGCAUUCACCCCCCUGGGAUAUUAAAUUUUCAAUAUGUUUUCAGGGGGGUGACUGCCUCUCUUUAGGGCACUUGCUAAGAACAUGGCGGACUGAAAAAAUCCCUUACGCACUUUUAAUAAGAAGAUACACUUCUGUAUGUCUUUAUUCUGUGUUCAAAGCUCGAUUAGCACUGACCCAGCAUAGGUUAAGUUUUAAUCCGCUGUUUUGAGAGUAUUUCUGUAAGACCGUUCUUUUCAAAAGUUUAAAAAAAACAUCUACUGAUCCAAAAAAGAUUUCUAGAAAACCUAUUUAAUUUUAUAAACAAGCUGUUGGAAAGUUCUAUUUGGACCCAGGGUUAGAACAACCGACUUUUGAUGACAACUGGCGCCAGAAUAUAAAAUGAAGCAAUGUGUGCGCGUGCGCGUUUCGGGUUGUGUGUAGGGCUGGGAGAAACGUGGUAACUUGAUUAGCGCCAGUAUCGAUUCGAUACGAUACCGAUUACUUUUUCGUAAAAGUAUCGAGGUAUCGAUUACCCAAACGAUUACUAGACAGACGAUUGUAUUUCAGAAUUUUCCGCCAUUAUAAUCCACGAAAAAACAAAAAAUAAUUUAUUUCCCGCCUUUUUCAUAAUUUAUUCUGUCGACGAGGUCAGGAAUAUUAAUCAGGGAAGUGGAUAAAAUGUCAAAUAAAGUAAAGGAAGUUUGAUUAAAUUGAUAAAUGCAGCAAAAUACAAAAAAAUACAUUAAUUUUAUUAGAAAUAGCCAUGAAAACGAUGACACAACUACAGGAUUAUAAUGCAUGUCUAAUUUUAAAAGUAAUCGAAACACUUUUUCGAUACAGUGCAGUAUCGACUACUUCCGAUUUGGGCCUGGUAUCGGGUCUUGUCUAAAAGUACACACGAGUGACCACGAAUGACCACGAGUGACCACGAAUGACCACGAGUGACCACGAGUGAUUUCUGUGUUUAAAAGUCAUAAAAUAAUAAUAAAAAACUAUUUUGAGGUGGCUCCAUAGGGUUUUUGCAUUAUACUACACUUUUAUAUCCAGAAAACUCCUGUUUCUUCACUUUACAUGACACGAAGACGAAAUUUAUUGGACACAUUAACAAUGCUCUCUUGAACAUUGCAAUUUACUACUUUUGCGCUGAAAGUCCGUUACCAUGGUGACAGUGCGCUUAGGAUAAUUAAGCUCAAAAUUUGUCUUUUUCCGGCCGUUUUAAAAAUUGGCAUAAAAGAUCUUUCUCGUAUAUUGAUUUUUUUCUUCAAUUUUAAAAAAUUCUAUGGAACGUUACUUAGAUUAUUCCCUUCAAUAAAAUUUUAAGAAAAAAGGAUAUUGACAAAAAUCGGGUAAAAUUCCAGUUAAAAUUUUGAUAUUUUCAGGUGAAAAUUUGCGUAAUAAAGUAAUUAUUUGUGUGAAAUGAUAACCAUUUUUGUAAAAUAUACAGUCAAUUUACAUCCAAUUUGUUUGCGAAUUUGCUUUAGAUUGUCAACAGUCAAAGUUUACUUUUGGCAGAUUAUGGUGUAAAAACAGGAUAUUGUAAGCUAGACUGCUGCGUUUUUCAGUGAAAAUGUUCCCAGCUUCACUUCGCUCGAGACAAAAGACACACGUUUUGCAACAAAAUGUGAAAAUCUAUUCGCUUGUAUUCAGUAUUUUAGCAUGUGCUUGGCAGCUGCAGAAAAGUUUUAUGGCCGAUUAUUUGCCGAUUAUCAAGCAAUAAUCGGCCGAUUACCGAUUAUUUAAAAAACGGCCGAUUAAUCGGCUUUGCCGAACUUUGCCGAUUAUUUACCGAUUAAUCGGCUCAUCCCCACUUUAGAAAACGCCAGAAUUGCAGUCCUAGAGCUUCAAAAAUGCAACAAUUUUCUGGGGGAGGACUCCCAAACCCCGUUUUCUCCCGAAACUUAGUAUGACAGUGCAAGUCAAUCACAAGAAGCUUUAUUAUAAUUAUUACACUUUAGGUAAAUAUUUAUUAAAAAUUCAAAUUUCAGGUAAAAUCCUCCGGCAACACCCCCCCCCCCUGACUUCAGAUGCUUUGCUAUGUUCCUGUAGACUGACGUGUACAAUAGUCGAAAAACUAAAAAAAAUUUCCCGAAGUGAUUUUUAAAAUGGCCAAAAAAAGACAAAUUUUGAGCCUUAUCCUAAGCACGCUGUUGCCAUGGUAACGGACUUUCAGCACAAAAGUAGCACAUUGCAAUGUUCAGGAGAGCAUUGUCAAUGUGUCCAAUAAAUUUCGUCUUCAUGUUAUGUAAAGUGAAGAAACAGGCGUUUUCUGGAUACUAUAGUGCAGUAUGAUGCAAAAAACUUAGGGAGCCACCUUAAAAUAGUUUUUAUACACAGAAAUUACUCGUGGUCACUCGUGGUCAUUCGUGGUCACUCGUGGUCAUUCGUGGUCACUCGUGGUCAUUCGUGGUCACUCGUGUGUACUUUUCGAUAAGAUCCUGGUAUCGGGCGGUAUCGAUACCAAGUAAUCGGUAAUCGCCCAUCACUAUUGAUUACACCACUCUCAGUUGUCGUACUAACAAGUCUUACACCUUAUAUUCUUGAGGAUUGGCAGCAUAAUGAAAUAUUUUUUAGAACAAAAUAAACGCGCAGACGGAAAGAAAUUACGAUAUUAUUAUUGUUGACUCAUUUGAGUCUUACCAAUUAUUAAACGUGCAGAAAGAAAAUCAAGAUUUGUAAGGUUGCUGUGGAAAUACGGUUUUUAAACCAGAAUUGAUAUGAUCAUACAAAGCCACAAUAUAACAGUUCAUAUUUUUUUGCAAGGUGCAACGCGUAAAACAUUAAACGUAAUGGUCAACUGUGUGCGUGACCUGUCGUCUUUUGCUGUUGGCAAUGCGCUAUAGACUCAAGAUAUUUUCUAUAUUUAGGAUUUCCCAGAAGUUUCAAGUAGUUUUUAGUUUUGAAACUAUUGAACAUUGCUUUUUAAAACACAAUACUUGUGCUUUCUUAAGUAUUUAGCGAAUUAUUCUGGCCAACAGUACUUGAACAAUUGGCAGUGCCAAUUAUUUCCGUUUGCGAAUUAAGCCGGAUUUGAUGGAUAUUGACAGCAUUCUGUGGAAGAAACGCAAACAGAUCCGCACGAAAUAACAUAUUAUAUUAUUCAACUAAUUAUUAUAUAACACAACUAUGGUAGUUAAUUGUGGAAAUUUCAAUCCAGAUUCGGGAAUAUCAAAUUCUACUCGACGUGGUGUGUUGGCCGAACAGACAAAGCGGAUCAGACGUGGUUACGUUGUGCAAAGUUUUGAAUAAAUAAUACAUGAAAUCAAAGAUGUUAGUAUUAAUGAUAAAUUUCAACCACUUCUUGUUAAAAAAUAUCCAAACGGAAUUGAGAUUGGAAGUCAGAGUUCCGCGUAUGCGGCAACCGAAUUUAGUAGGAAAUGUCGUGUUUAGACGGCCGCCAUUUUGCUUCCGAGAUCCCUGGGACUAUUGAUCGCUAUAUCUGGAUAAAAAUAAAAUAUUUGAGAAAAAUAAAACCGAUUCAGGUAUUUAAAAGCUUAAACCUUCCUGGUCAUAAAGUUUUAGGUGGGUUUACUUUUUACGUAAAAUAUGAGUGGUCGGUUUUUAGGGAGACAGCCUCUUAAAAUAAUUGUUCUAACUUCAUCAGGUGUGACUGUUCUAAAUUCAAACAGAUCAAAAGAAGAUCGGUGUCUUGCAGGUGGUAAAGCAGUUGCUAUCUGAAUGUUGUUAAUUUCCGCAAGUCUCUUGACCUUGUCGGCUGCAAUCUUCCCCACAGAAGCAAAAUAUUCAUUAAAUUCAUUGGCUAAUUUUUUGUGGGCGUUCUGGUAAACGGGUUUUUCUGAAUCUUUGCUCGGCAGACACCCCCUAAUCACUUUCCACAUGGUCAUAGAUCUUGAAUUACCUUUAUAUUCCUCAAUUUGAUUCCGGACAAAGUUGGACCCUGCUGCUCUUAAAAAUGUUUUUAUAGAAUUCUUAAGCUGCCUAUAGACAUCCCAAUCUUCCGCGUUACGUGAGAGGCGAAAAUUUCUCAGCUUUUUGUCUCUCAGUUUCAUCGUGCACUUUAAUUCUUUACUAAUAAACUGGUUAAGUCUGCCUUUAAUUCUGAUGUGUUUGAUAGGCGCGUGUUUGUCCAGAGUAUUUAUCAACAAUUGAUUGAAAUGAUCAAUUUUCUCAUUUACAUCAUUAAUACAUCCGCAGACGUUGAGAUUUUUUCCUCACGAGAUGAAAAAUAUCAAACACGAUAGGUAUUUUCGUCAACUAGGCCUCGAGAGGUCAAAUCCUCACAAAAACUAUCCGCACACGAGAGAAACGUGCUGAGCUAGCUGCCAUGCGAGGCGGUUAGCUCUGCCGAGCAAGUUGGUCUCGUGUGCGGCAGGCUUAAAGGAAGCACUUUCUCGACCUUGACUCCUUGAGUAGGAAUGCUACCAGCUUAAAAGGCAAGCGUGGUGAAUAUCACGCCGCCAAGAGCUGGUUAAACCACAAGAGCUCGUGACAGGCUUUUGCUAUACCAUGUUCCCAGCCAAUGUGCUUACGAGAGGCAUUCACUCCCUGAAAAUAUUCAAAAUAAGUGAUGUUCAGGGGGUGAAUGACUCUCGUAAGCGCACUGGCUACGAGAAACAUGGCGAGUGCAUUUUGAUGACGAAUCAUUGUGUAUCAUGGUGUGGCGGUGGUUAGGUUUUUUGGCCGAGUCGGCCUUCUGUAAGGUCUAUAUUCUGUCCUCUGGGCCCGACGUGCAUGUUCGCAGGUCACACUUCAGGGAGUCUUUCCUCGCAGCGAUCAAAGGCUUGGCAGGAAAUUGAUAAAAUUUACUUGAUAUAUAUUUUGCAUGAUGACAGAACGAAGAAAAUAGUUGUCCCGGACAUGUAGCGUUGACACAUCAGCGUCAAAAAGCAAAUAUUAUUGCCCCCAGAACGACUUUUUUAUGAAGGUCGCUUAGACUUUAUUGAAUUUACAGUGCAUGGUUCGAAGCUCACUUUUACUUCAAGUAUUUUAACUCAUGAAUUAUUCAUUAUCUUAAUAUUUAGAUAUUUUAGCGAUAUUUAGAGUUCGCAUGGCAGUAUUAACAUAUGGUAUUACGUAUAGUUUUAAAAUUUUUAUGCAGUAUAUGUUAUUAACAGACUCCUUUUUGCUAUAUUCUAAAAUAUUGAAUGUUUUCAAUUCUGUAUAUUUCACCUUUUAGCUGCCACUCAGAUUAACAUUUCAUUGAAUUUAAAAUUCAUAUUAAACUUAACAUGUACAGUACAAAUAGCAAGUGGCCUAUAAUUAUUGGAUAUCAUUCAUCUGACAAUUGAUUAAUGAGUAUCUGUCAGAAAGUGACCUAUAGUCUAUACAAGUUUCUUUUCUCAUAGCUUGGCAGCCAUCAUUUUGGCAACACUCUCUUACACGUUGGCGCUCAACAGUCGACCACAAUUGACCAUAAAAGCAGUAAAAAACAAAAGGUUUGACGAUUCGUAUAUCGGGGAAACAUUCGACACUGGAAACAUAGCAGAUUGUCUGGAGCACUGUUUAGAGGACUGUCGGUGUCAGUCGUUUCAAAUUUGUGGAGGGACAAAAUGUCAGCUGUGUUCAAGUCACAAGGAAGAGAACAGUUCAUUGCUUCAUGACAAUAAUACAUGCAUCUAUGCUAUGUACGAGAUGCGAAAUGCUCAGGUAUGAUAACGUUUUUAAUAUUCGCCAUAACUUUUCCAUGCAAUUUUCCGUCUCACAUCGUUACGUCUUAAAUUCACUCUUGUUAAUGUUUAAUUGAAAAGAUAGAGCCAACAGUAUUACUUUAUUUGAAUUCCAUGCACGGUAAUCUUGGUCCUGUCCAGCCUGUGAGCAUAGCUCGCUCUUUGCCCAAUCCUCGGUGUAAAUACAGUUUUGAAUUCCACAUCAUCAUUCCAAAUCUCCGAUCCGAGUUUGCCUCAUCGAUUUUCCGGCCAGUCAGUGUACAUAGAAAUCGUUGAAUAACCAGCCCUCAUUCUACUCUACCAAUGCAAGACGAUCUCCACUAUAGUGACAAGGAACGUCCUUGGGUGUAAAAUACAAUGUCUUUUAUCUUGUUAGAUAUUCGACGACCACUGUUCAACCAUACAUUGUCCAAAGAAGCACAAUUGUUGUCAACAACAAUCUGAUCUCUGUCCCGAGAACACAAUAUGUAAACCAUUCAACUCCCCCAAGAAGCCCUGGAAACGUUUUAUCUGCGAAUGUGGAGCUGGUCAUAGCAGUGCCAAGCAACCAUCCCGGAGGAGGGGGGGAGGGGGCUGGUGGGGGCGCAGGCGGCGCAGGCGGCGGCGCUGAGGAGGGGGUUCGAACACCUCCCCCACCAAUAAUUUCCAAUUUCCAUUUAUUCUUGAGCCUCCCUCAACCCCCCCCCCCCCC